AAUUACAGGUACCUCGACCUGAUCAAAUACGGAGUCGACUGGAAAACCUACUACGAUUGUGAUCCUACUGACUUCCCUGGUACCGAUCAGCAGAAGGCACGCGUUUUGGGAGGCGAAGCAGCUCUAUGGGGAGAAUACGUGGACGGGACAAAUUUCAUGACUCGCAUGUGGCCCCGUGCGUCUGCCGUGGCUGAACGACUGUGGUCAGAUCCGGCACAGACGAAAUCACACGAUGAUGCAUGGCCACGUCUUCAUGAGUUCCGAUGCAGAAUGAUGAACCGAGGAUUUGCUGCCGCACCGCCAAACGCCCCUGAUUAUUGCCCGUUCGAGUGGGAUCCUAUUUAUAAGGAACUAUAA
Molecule: messenger RNA, 357 nt
Organism: Ostertagia ostertagi
Lineage: Eukaryota; Metazoa; Nematoda; Chromadorea; Rhabditida; Trichostrongylidae
Source: the annotation of a GenBank genome assembly